AUGUCGACGUCGGCGCCGAUGGAUUCGUUGCACAGCAAAUGCAAGAAAACGCCGGAGAAGCGAAUUCAAAUGCGAAAAAAGACACCGAAAGAGCUUGAGGAAAUGGCGACGGCGAAGGCGACCGAUCGAGCGCUGUCAUGCGAGUCCACCGAGGAUGAGCCGCAGCCACCGCGCGCGGUACCAAGUCAAACAUCAAUGUCGAAGCUUAACAAGGAUUUGGUAGGCAUCGAAUUCAAGCCUCACUUCUACUAUAAGUCGAAAUUCCAGCAAAAAGUGCCGAUGGUGAAGGCGUUUGCUCAUGCCGAAGCGGUUGAGGCGAAUCAGAAGAAGUGA
Messenger RNA from Caenorhabditis bovis, 333 nucleotides. NCBI's taxonomy places the organism in Eukaryota, Metazoa, Nematoda, Chromadorea, Rhabditida, Rhabditidae. The record is from the annotation of a GenBank genome assembly.